Molecule: messenger RNA, 1212 nt
Organism: Kockovaella imperatae
Lineage: Eukaryota; Fungi; Basidiomycota; Tremellomycetes; Tremellales; Cuniculitremaceae
Exons: 4
Coding region: 29-850 (273 amino acids)
Source: RefSeq, a predicted model, not a curated record
UCCAUUUCUGUACCUUAGAACUGAAAGCAUGGAAUGCGCCGAACCGCCUCCUCCCUAUCUCUUGUCCGCUCCGUCCACACGUUCGUCAGGUCCAGCGACUAUCUCCUCUCUUCCUCUACACAUUCUACAUAGGAUAGUAUCUUUGACGUUGGAUCCAAAUGCUACUCCGAGUCGCUUCGCAGGUGACUGGCACGAGGAGAAAGUCAGAAGGAUAUGGGGUCUCUUCAGAGGUCUGAGACCAGUGGACAGGAGGUUCUACAAAGUCUCCACGUCAAUCCUAAGAGGAAUGUACAUCAACCCGUAUCUAUCUUUGCUCCCGCGAGGUACAUCUUCCAAUCCUUUUCCUCAUGAUUCCGACACUUCCAAUCUUGGUCCAGAUUCUACGGCGAGGGCUGAAUCGGUUUUCAAGCGCCGCAGUCGCGAAACAGCCGUCUUCGAUCGGUUCAUCGCAAACAGAGUAGGCGAGGAUCUACGGAGAGUGGAAAGUGAACUAUACGAAGAGAGCGAAGCCGAAAUGGACAUCAUAAAGAGGCUUCAGCCGAUAGCACGAACUGAAGAUCUCUUACUUCGACUCCCACCGUCACUGAUAUUACCUGAAGCUCCUCCUGGCCGGCUACGCUCUCGAGUGCCGUUACCUCAUCCACAUCUUGUAAUCAACCUCACACCAACAUGGUGCCAGGUGUAUCUGUCAACAUUAUCAAUUGGGUCGAUCGAGAAAAACAAGGCAGGACGAGAUUUGGUGAUCGAGGUGAAGCGUCAGAGAACACCUGAGGAGACAGUGAGAAAGAUUGGGGAGGGUCUGGAAGACAUACAACGGGGCAUGAUCCGAUGGGGAGACAAGGUGUAUUGAGGAGUCGCACAAUUGGCUCAGUCACCAUCAGUGGUCGGUGGAUGCAGUCUGUUCGCGGCGGAUCCGGUGCAAAACUUCGUCAUCCGCGCGUGGAGGGCACUCGCAGAUGUACUUGCUGCGGGCACAGCAACAUGUUCGGGAGGCUCGUACGCUGAUGGUCAUCUGACUGGUCUCACUCAUUGGUGAUCCCUCAGUCUUCCACGCGGCCAUGCAACUGACGCCAAGUAUUGUUCAUCCGCCACAACAGCUCAGUGUUCUUUGAAAUUGUCAAAGAUCAAGGCAGAACAGGACCACUUCAAUGCUCAUCGAUCCGUAGUGACUUUUACGGCCUACCAACUGCCCCAUAACCAUUUAUGCAUGCA